AUGAUUGAAGUUAUCGUUCUGAUGAUUUACUAUGCCAUCCUUGGAGCAUUCGGAAUAGUCCUGAAUGGUCUUCUUUUGCUUUUAGCAAUAUUCCGAUCUCCGUCUCAAAUCAAAACCUACCGAAUUCUAAUCAUCAACUUUGCACUCACGGAUAUGUUUUCCUCAUUUCUAAUGAUGUUCUGUGCACCAAGAAUCAUACCACUCGACUAUGCCAUGGCCCAUAUAUUUUAUGGGCUUUGUCACUUUGGACAUCCAUUUUUAUGUUACGCAUCCUGGAGUGCACUUCUUCAUUUAUUCAUACAUUCAAUGUGGUCACUACUCUUAUCAUUUGCAUAUCGUAACUAUAUACUCUCAUCUGCUCCCCCAUCUACGUGGAAAGUAUUCAUGUUCAGUGUUUUUAUAUACAUUCCAUCAUUCACUCAGUUCAUUGUGCUAAUGUUCACCGCCGCGGAUCCUUAUUUGAUUUUUGGAAUGUUGAAAUCAAAGUUCCCAGAUUAUACAUUUGAAAUUUCAACUGUUACGGGAAUAUCCGAUGCAUUAUCUCCAGCUGCUACAUUUUCAAUCCUAAACAUGACAGUUCCAGUUUUUGCGAUUUACACUGCAAUCCUUGUAUUUCGAAGGAAAAUUCUUUGCCGUCUCGGGAAAAACACCGAGAAUUUACGUUCUGAAACAAAAUCCAUCCACAAGCAACUGUUGAGAGCAUUGACGCUGCAAGCUUGUCUUCCAGUUUUAUUUGUUGGCGGAGUAUUCUGCUUUUUUAUCCAAGCAAUCCGGCUGAUUACCCACCCAAUUUUUGAAUGUCUGAUAUGUGCAAUUCCUGCUCCAAUCCCACUUUUAUCAUCUAUUAUUUCACUUUACCAUAUCCGACCCUAUCGCCGGGAAAUCUUGCGUAUCUUUACAAGAGUAACCAUUCCUAUUCCACAAAUUGAACCGGCUUCUUCUGCAGUUGCUCUCGCUGCUAAACAUAAAAUUUCUGUACUUAGCAUGGGGAGGUUACAUCGAUUAAGUGUUCCCAACAAUUCUUAA
Molecule: messenger RNA, 1026 nt
Organism: Caenorhabditis elegans
Lineage: Eukaryota; Metazoa; Nematoda; Chromadorea; Rhabditida; Rhabditidae
Gene: srd-9
Product: G_PROTEIN_RECEP_F1_2 domain-containing protein
Exons: 2
Coding region: 1-1026 (341 amino acids)
Cellular component (GO): membrane
Source: RefSeq, marked reviewed